Nylanderia fulva is the source of this 1725-nucleotide messenger RNA. RefSeq names its product geranylgeranyl transferase type-1 subunit beta (gene betaggt-I). Gene Ontology annotation, molecular function: CAAX-protein geranylgeranyltransferase activity. Gene Ontology annotation, biological process: protein geranylgeranylation. Lineage: Eukaryota; Metazoa; Arthropoda; Insecta; Hymenoptera; Formicidae. Gene Ontology annotation, cellular component: CAAX-protein geranylgeranyltransferase complex. The record is from RefSeq and is a predicted model, not a curated record.
CUCGAAGCUGAGUUUAGUUUAUUCCGGAAAAAAUGUCAAUGUGAACGAACAUAACCAAGUGUCGAGGGCGACGAAUCAUAGCGCACAAUUUUAAAUUAUUAAUUCAAUUCGGACGUAAGAGGAAACACAUAUAAAAUGUAUCGUUGACAAAUAAGUUGAGAUAAGGAUUUUCGAAAUAAAAUGAUGAUUAGGUACUUUGACAAGUCGACGUGGAACGAGUAAGGAGGAAGCACCGAACGAGAUAAAUAUUGUAUAUACAUAUGAAUUGUUAUCGUCAUUCGAACAACGAUAAGGCAAGAUUUUUGACGUUUUUAUUCAUCAGCAGCGACAGCACACAAUAAUCAUGCCGCCACAGCUGGCGCGGGAGAAACAUGUCAAAUUCUUCCAAAGGUUACUACAAAUCAUGCCUAGCAGUUUAGCAGAAUUUGAUUCUACCAGACCGAUGAUAGCGUACUUUGCACUAUCCGGACUAGAUUUGUUGAAUUCGCUAGACGAGAUUGGGGAACAAUUUAAGUCUGAAGCCAUCGAUUGGAUCUACGGUCUCCAGGUGGAGGGAGCAGGUUCUCGUUCCGGCUUUCAAGCAUCUACAACGAUACCAAAAGAUGUACCAGAGUAUCAGUGUGGUCAUCUAGCGAUGACCUACACAAGCUUGGUCACUCUUUUGAUCCUUGGUGAUGAUCUGAGCCGAGUGGAUAAGAAAUCCAUCAUUGAUGGAGUUCGCGCAUGUCAAAAUCCUGAUGGAUCUUUCACGGCCAUGGUGUUGGGAUGCGAGAGUGACAUGAGAUUUCUCUAUUGCGCCUCUUGUGUUUCUGCGAUUCUAGAUGACUGGUCAGGCGUUGACAUUCCAAGGGCUAUUGACUACAUAUUGCGAAGCAUUUCGUACGAUGGCGGUAUAGGACAAGGACCAGGACUUGAAUCUCAUGGAGGAUCGACCUUUUGUGCUGUGGCAAGUUUGUUCUUAAUGAAAGAACAUGUUAACAUAUUGGAUGUAUUGACGUGGAAUCGUUUAACUCGACUAAAGCGUUGGCUGCUUAUGAGGCAGGAUGGUGGAUUUAAUGGAAGACCUGGGAAACCAUCUGACACAUGUUACAGUUUUUGGGUUGGCGCUACGCUUGAGCUUUUAGAGUUCCUCAACUUCUCGGAUGCCGAGCAAAAUAAAACAUUCGUCCUCAAUACUCAAGAUACGCUCGUUGGAGGAUUGGCAAAGUUUGAACACACUCGACCUGAUCCUUUACACACGUAUCUAGGUUUGUCUGGUUUAAGUCUCUUGGGGCAACCUGGUCUGUGUUCGAUAAAUCCAGAACUCAAUAUCUCCCAACGAGCUUACGAGCAUCUACAACAGAUCCAUAAAAAGUGGCGGAACGAAUGAGUUCGCUGUAUAAAAAUUCGAGAAAUUAGUGUUCAUAUCAAACACACAGAAUUUAAAUAUAUCAGAUCAGACAUCUUUGCAUUUGAUCAUAGCUCUCAUUUAUAUUACAUCACAUUUUCUGCUCUAAAAUCCUCAUUUUAGAAAGAAAAAGAAAAAGAGAGAAACGUCAAUUAAUAUUGUACUUAAUACAAUAAUCACGAUAUUAGUAAUAUUUUAUUUUAUAUGGUUUGUUGGGCUGUUUAUUGAGUAUUGUGCUUGUUACGUGGUGUAUGUAAAGUAUGUACAUUAAAGUAUAGAUAUUUACUAGAAGCAUUACUAGAAAAUAAGAGUAUCAAUAAAAGUUUUUAGAUAGAUUA